Molecule: messenger RNA, 1230 nt
Organism: Rodentolepis nana
Lineage: Eukaryota; Metazoa; Platyhelminthes; Cestoda; Cyclophyllidea; Hymenolepididae
Source: the annotation of a GenBank genome assembly
GUAUUUACUAUUUUAAUAUUUAUGCGAGUUUUAGACAAUUGCUCAAUUGAUAUACAUAUCAAUAAAUGUGCAACAGUGAAUGACGAGGCGCAAAAUCCAACGACUGUUGCUUUGAAUACAUUGGGCUACCUAAAACAAGUCAUUCUUUCUGAAAACUGGAAAGAUGCGGCGCAACUUCUUUCGCUUCUAAAGCGUACUGGAAAAAUCUUAUUAGCUAAUUCCUUUGAGAAUGUUCCGACGCAUAAUACCAUUCAGAGGAUCAUAAAAAUAGUUAAGGAUGUAAUAGCGAACAUUAAUCCGAGGUCAAUUUCCUCCCAAAAGCAGCAUCAACUGAUGGUUACGGUUGAUGAAGGUGAAGUUGACUUGUCCUUCAUUGCUAGAGAGGAAUUAAUUGACGGUGUCAUGGAAGGCUUUAACGACUUGGAUGAUGACAUCAAAAGCCAACACGGAAGUAUUGCAUGUUCUUCAUUGAAUUUUAUUCAUUCGGAUGAACUAAUUCUUACUGUGGGCUAUUCAAAACUCGUUCUCGAUUUUUUGAAGUACGCCGCGUCAAAGAAUCGCCAAUUUCGUGUUAUUGUUUGUGAAGGCUUUCCUGACAAUGGAGGUCAUAAAAUGGCCAAUGAGUUGGCUUCUGAUGACAUAUCUGUUAUUCUUGCUCCUGAUAGCCACGUCUUUGCUCUAAUGGCCCGAGUUAAUAAAGUUAUCUUGAGUUGCUAUGCAGUUUACCCUGACGGUGCUCUUAAAGCUCCAACUGGUUCAGAAGCAAUAAUGCUUGCUGCUCAAAGCUUCACAGUUCCUAUUUACGUUUGCCUCCCCUCGAUCCUAAUUUCACCUCUGAAUCUACAAAUGUUGCCUGGAUGUUCGAACGCCCUUAACGUUCAUGCCGAAUGCUAUCCGGGUUCAUUGAAAGAUUCUAGGGGCAUUGUUGAUCUUUCGCUAAACGGUCUUGAAUCAACUUACAAAAUGUUACCCCCCUCGGUGUCUAGAAAAUGCUGCACGGGUCCUCCACCACAAGUUCACGUACCCACUUGGGAUUACAUUAAACCCGGCUUGACUACUCUCUUUCUCACCUCAGACAAUGGAGCCGCACCAUCCUAUCUCUACGCCCUUGUCCGAGAUCUCUUUAGUCUUCCUGAAACGAAUGAAUCUCUCACGUGGUUUGAGGAUUACGAUACUGAGGAAUCCACACCUAGUCAUUUCACAAUCACUGCUUCUGAGGCCAAUACCUAA